Spodoptera frugiperda (fall armyworm) is the source of this 406-nucleotide messenger RNA. RefSeq lists its product as uncharacterized. Bases 1 to 390 code for a protein of 129 amino acids. The record is from RefSeq and is a predicted model, not a curated record. The transcript has 3 exons. Lineage: Eukaryota; Metazoa; Arthropoda; Insecta; Lepidoptera; Noctuidae.
AUGGCACUUUUGAUUUUACUCGGUACAUUGGUUUUCGCGUUAAACUGCAAUGCUGUACUCGGUGAAAAUCUUAACUGGCUGAAUAGAUACUUCGACAGCAGUCCAAGUGCUUAUUCUGACGAAGAUCGAGAACCGGAGCACUCAAUUCUAAGAGCUGAUGAACCAACCGAUUCUUCAGAUAACAAUGACAUUAAAACGUUAUUCUCUAAUCCGAAACAUGGAGAGGAGAGAGAUGCUGAAGAAUUUCUCAGUGAAAUGCUAAGAGUACUACAACAAUACUUCGCGAGGAAGUUGCCACAAGAUAAACUUAUGAACAAGUCUGCGUUUGGUGAGAAACAAAAAGACAAACAGAACAUCGCAUGGUCUUACUACGAUGAUGUAGGAAAAUAAAUACUGUAUUGGACAA